Messenger RNA from Plasmodium adleri (nom. inval.), 11955 nucleotides. RefSeq names its product erythrocyte membrane protein 1, PfEMP1, putative. NCBI's taxonomy places the organism in Eukaryota, Apicomplexa, Aconoidasida, Haemosporida, Plasmodiidae. Gene Ontology annotation, cellular component: membrane. Bases 1 to 11955 code for a protein of 3984 amino acids. Gene Ontology annotation, molecular function: host cell surface receptor binding. The transcript has 2 exons. The record is from RefSeq and is a predicted model, not a curated record.
AUGGGGGCAGAACAAUCGAAUACUAAGAGCAGUUUGCUGAAAAAUUUUACGUACUUGAUAGAUAAUGAAAAUAAAAAUGGAAGAUUUCAACCUAAAUUAAUGUAUUUUGAUUACUUGAAUUUUUUACUAUAUGAAAUAGAACAUAAAGCAUGGAAUUGGAAAAUAUAUAGUGAUUAUGUAGAACAACAUGGAAAAGGUGGUACUCUUACAGGUGAGGAAAAAUUAUUUUGUGGAUGGAAGGAAAUACAAGAACAAAUAUUCCAUAAAUUGGAUGAACAAAUAAAACCUCCAAAUCAAAAGAAAUAUAAUUGGACCGAACAUGCAUUACCACUAAUAAAUAUAGGAGGAAAAAAAUCAGGUAUUAAAGAAGAUUGUAAAAAAAAAAAUAUAGAUAUUAAGGCUAUCAAAGAAUUGCAGAGUCCUAUUUUUCCAGCUCUACCUGGAGGAACAUCAAGUACUUAUUGUAUUGGUUUAAAAACAUCGAAAGAUAUACAUGUACCUCUACGUCGUCGAACACUAUUAGUUGAGGAAAUACAUGAAUAUCUUAAAGAAAUUAGUGAAAAAAUUACGAACAGAAAUAUUUUACAAGAAGUGAUAGAAGGUAAAUUAGAACCAGCAACACAAAGAGGAAAUGUUGCAGUUAGUCUGAAAAAGGAAAUGAUUGAUGGGUUAAGUAUUGAAUUUAGCAAACUUAUAAAUGAAAAAUAUAAAGAUACCGAACAUGAUAAGUUUUGUAAAGAAUGGCAACGUACAAUGGAUGAUUACCAUACAUUAUUUCUAGGAGAAGAUAUAGUUGACGAAAAUGAAAGUAAAGGAAUUCAAUGUUCAAUAAAACAAAUUGAAUCGAAGGUGGGAGGAAAAGCAAUAGAUUUUAAAAAGGAAUGGAGCAAACAUUUUAAAACAAUUGUACAAGAAUUAUGGAAAAAGAAAUUUCACGAUCGAAAUACAAACAAACCUUGUGAUAUAUCUAGUGAAAAUAAAACCCAAUGUAUUCGUUUCUUUGAAGAAUGGGCAGAAGAGUUCUGUAAAUUAAAAAAAGAACUGGGAGAUAUGAUUGUAACAAAUUGUAAAAAUCAAAAUAAUUCGAACUCUUCAGAAUGUACAGGAGUAUGUAAUAUAUAUGAAAAGUUUUUGAAAGAGUCACAACCGUAUUAUGAUAAUUAUAAAAAUACAUGUAUGGAACAAAAAUAUGGAUAUGAUGAUAGCACAAAGGACUUACUAGAUCGUUUCAUACAAGCGGUUAGUAAAAGUAUGAAUGAAUGCUGUAAAGAUUAUGGUGACUGUAAUGACCAAGAAUUAUUUCAACUUAAUAACGAUAAAAGUAAUAUCAGAUAUAAAUGUUUUUGUAAAGAAGGAAAAUAUUAUUCAAAACAGGAUAGUCAACAAGAAUGUAAACAAAUCCUAAAUACUGGUAGUACAGUUCAAGGUCGCUCACUUCCUGCACAGUCACUUGCUAGUAUGUCACAAAGUGGUGUUUCUUCUAGUGCCGCGUGUGGAGCAAACAGUGGUGGUAAAGGACCAAGUGCCACCGUGAGUACUAUAGCCACCGCAAUUCAGACGGAGGUAAACAAACAAGCAACUACUAGUGGUAAAGAGGGUACUGACAGUAAGGGGGAGCUCAGAGCAGAAUUAAAAGAAGCAAAAUUUGGAAAGACUGGAACUAAGCUGACUAAUGGAGAUGCUUGCUCGCUUCAAAAAGACCAACAUACUAAUGAUGAACGUACAUAUGACUCUACGGCUAAUGGUACACAAGAUGGUAAACAUAGUGGCCCAUGUACAGGAAAAGGUGGAGUUGACAAAGACAGAUUUAAAAUAGGAAAACAAUGGAAACCGCAUGACAAAGUUGAUGAUAAGCACAAAGGAAUAUUAUUUCCUCCUAGAAGACUAGAUAUGUGCACUUCAAACUUAGAAAAUUUGAACACGAAAGAUGGAAGCCCACUUUUAGGUGAUAAGGCAAAGGAAUCAUUAUUAGGAGAUGUAUUAUUAGCUGCAAAAGAGGAAGCACAAAGCAUAAUAGAUCUGUAUAAAGAAAAGAAUCAACUAAGUAACCUAAAUGAACAAAAAGACAAAGAAACUGUAUGCAGAUCUAUGAAAGCUAGUUUUGCUGAUAUCGGAGAUAUUAUAAGAGGAAGAGAUAUAUGGACUAAAGAAAGUGGUAAUAAACAACUACAAGAACGUUUGGUAAAAAUAUUUGAAAAAAUUAAAGGAAAUACUCGACUCCGAAAUAUAUAUAAAGAUGGUGAUCCAUAUACCGAAAUGAGAAAAGAAUGGUGGGAACUAAAUAGAGAUCAAGUAUGGCAAGCAAUGUUAUGUGCAAAAGACGGCGGUACAUCUCCAUGUGAUGAUACAUCUAGUGGUUCUCGUGGUCCUCCUCGUGGUCGCGGUCGUAGUGGUAGUAACACACCGUUUGAUGACUACAUCCCCCAGAAACUUCGAUGGUUAACGGAAUGGGCCGAAUGGUUCUGCAAGGCACAAAAAGAGGAGUAUAACAAGGUGAAACAGGCGUGUAAUGGCUGUAAAGAUAUUAAGAAGGGUGAAACAUGUACAAAUUGUGCAAAAUGUAAAGAAGAAUGUGGUAAAUAUCAAAAAUUUAUUGAAGAAUGGAAAAAAGAUUGGGAAACACAACAAAAACAAUACAAAACAUUAUACGAAGGAGCAAAAUCUAGUAGUAGUAGUAGUUCUGGUACUAUUGAUGAAAAUCAGAAAUAUCUUGACUUAUUUUUAAACAAAUUACAACAAGCAAAUAGUGGUAAGAAUACCAUUUAUGAUAGCGCUGAAGGAUAUGUACAAAAAGAAGCACAUCGUGGUGAUUGUAAUACACAAAAUGAAUUUUGUGAAAACAAAACUGGUGGUACUAACGACAAAUAUGUGUUUCUCCCUGCACCUAGUGACUACAAAGUUGCGUGUGAGUGCGAUAGUUCGACACCAUGUGAUGUGGUGAAAACACUUAUGGAGAAAAAGGAUCAAGGUGCAGGUAAAAUAGAUGGGUGUAAUAAAAAAGAACACGCAGAUUUUGAUUGCAGCAAUAAUAGCGUUGAUACAACAAAUCAUAAUGGAGCAUGUAUGCCUGGUAGGAGACGAAAAUUAUGUGUAAAUUAUUUGAAAAGCAUGAAGGGUAAUCAACAAAAAGAUUUAAGAGAAGCAUUUAUUAAAACAGGAGCAGCUGAAACUAAUUUGUUAUGGGAUAAAUACAAAACAGAUAACAGUAAUAAGACAACGUUAGAUCAAGAUUUAAAAGAAGGAAAAAUACCUGAAGAAUUUAAAAGAAUCAUGAUGUAUACUUUUGGUGAUUUAAAAGAUUUAUGUUUAAAUACAGAUAUAUCAGUAAACGAUACAGGGAAAAAUCCUCAUGUGGAAGAAGCAAAAAAUAAAAUAACUACUGCUUUCUCAAAAAUUAAUAAUGGCCAAAACUCUGAUGAUGCAAAGCGUAAUAAAUUUUGGGAAACUAAUGGUCCACUUAUUUGGGAAGGGAUGUUAUGUGGGUUAUCACAUGCUGCGGGGGGUACAGACCAAACGGAACGAGCAGGUGUUAAAACAAAACUCGAAAACAACAACUACAAGUAUGGUAGUGUCACAUUUGGUGAUGGUACUACCACUGGUGUGACGUUAUCCACGUUUGUGGCUCGACCACAAUUUUUACGCUGGAUGACCGAAUGGGGGGAACAAUAUUGUGUGACACAGGCGAAGGAGUACCACAAGGUUGAAACAGCAUGUAAGAAAUGUAAUCCCAGUAAUCCUAGUACUGGUACUAAUGGUAAAUCAACAUGUGAUAAAAAGAGUCAAGAAUGUUCUGGAUGUGAACCUGCGUGCCAAAAAUAUCAACAAAUGGUAACAAAAUGGGAAGGUGAGUGGAAAAAACAAAAAGGAAAAUACGAGAAAUUAUACAAAGAAGUAAAACAAAAUGGCAGGACUGCUUCUACAGAUCAAGAGACAGUUAAAUACUUGAAAACAUUAUCUAGUGAUGGUAAAAAAACCAAUUAUGAUAGUGCUGGGAAAUAUUUGAAAGAAGAAGGAUAUAUAAGUGAAUGUCAGGUACAAAAAGAUUUCGCUAGUGGUAGUGCCAACGAAUAUGCGUUUAAAGAUUACCCCCAUACGUAUACAUCCCAUUGUACGUGCGAACAAAAACCGCCACAAAAACCCAAAUGUACGAAUAAUAAAAUUCUUGAUGCGGCAAACAUCAAACAAUAUGACGCAGAAAAUGAGGUGCAUCAAAGUGGUAUUCGUGAUAAGUUAAGGGGAAAUUUAUCACAAGCACAAUUUGGAAAGAGGGGUAAGGACAGUAAACUGAAAAAAGAAGAAGUUUGUUCUCUUAAGAAAGAUGAACAUACUAAUGACGUUAGACAUUAUACUCCUAAUCCUAGUAGUGAUCCUAAAGAUCAUCAAGGACCAUGUACAGGUAAAGGAAAUGGAAAAGAAGCAAAAGAUCAACGAUUUAUUAUAGGACAAUCAUGGGAAGAGGGUGGAGUUACAGAAAUGCGUCAAAACCAUGAUAAAGUUCUUCUACCUCCUAGAAGAAAACAUAUGUGUACAUCAAAUUUAGAAAAUUUAGGAGCAAGUGGACAACUGGGCGAACCACUUAGCAAAGUGGAAAACUCCAAAUUUAACCACUCGUUUUUGGGCGAUGUCCUCUUGGCCGCCAAAUUUGAAGGCGACGAUAUCGUACACAAACUUAGUAGCAAAAGUGACAUUCCAGGUAUAUGUAAUGCUAUGAAGUACAGUUUUGCCGACUUAGGUGACAUUAUACGUGGGAGAGACUUAUGGAGUAAAAAUAAAGAUAUGGCGCAGUUAGAAACACAUUUAAAGGCAAUAUUUGCUAAAAUAUACGAAAGCGAUACUAAUAUCAAAACCAAAUAUAAAGACACCAGUGGCGGCAAAUAUACCACACUACGUGAGGCCUGGUGGUCGGCGAACCGCGACCAAGUAUGGAAAGCACUAACAUGCACAGCUCCCGCGGAGGCAGACCUAUAUAUACCAAAACCUAAAAGUGUGACCGGCACAUAUACGUUCCAACGUUAUAAGUGCGGCCGCGACUCGUAUGUCCCCCCGGACGAUUAUAUCCCUCAAAAAUUACGCUGGAUGACCGAAUGGUCCGAAAGUUACUGCAAACAGUUGGAGAGAAAUUUUUGGUGGGUCAAAGCAUUUUGUCAGGCGUGCAAAAAAGCGAAACACACAUCAAAGGACACUGUGUGUGAACGAUGUAGAGCUAACUGUAAAGUAUAUAAAGAACAUGUUAAUAAAUGGAAAGAUGAUUGGGAAAAACAACAAAGACAAUAUGAAGAAUUAUACAAUGGUACUGGUAGUACUCAUAAUGAUGAUAUUAAAAAAGAACAUGAAAAUUUUCUAAAAACAGUAAAGGAAAACAACAAAAACCUUUGUGAUGGUAAAACUAACGACACAAACGAGUACAAAUCCCUAUCUGAUUAUGUUACUUCAAUGGGAGGAAGUACUUAUUGUAAUGACACAACGCAAAAAAAAUUUGAAAAAGACACAAAGAAUGGUAGUGACGACAGUGUAUUUAAGGAACAUCCAAAUAAAUAUGACACGGAAUGUAAAGAUGAUGAUAAGAAACCUAAUACACCUACGACGACACCAAAACCAACGGCUCCAGAAAAAGUAUGUGAAACGGUGAAGGAAUGUAUUGAACAAAAUGAACAACAAAUAAAUAGUAACAAUGGUCAAGGAUAUUGUAAUGAAAAAAAAGACCCAUUUAAUUGGGAAUGUGAUGGAAAUAAGUUUAAAGAUGGAGAAGGACCUUGUAUGCCCCCUAGGAGACAAAAAUUAUGCGUACAUUAUUUGAAAGAUUUGAAUGGUAGUAAUAAAACUACAGAUGAUUUGAGACAAGCAUUUAUAAAAUGUGCAGCUCUAGAAACAUAUUUUGCUUGGAAAAAAUAUAAGGAAGAUAAAAAAAAAGAGAAAUCUCCAACAGCAACCAACCUACAUGAACAAUUAAAAAAUGGAAAUAUCCCUGAUGACUUUUUACGUUCCAUGUUCUUUACAUAUGGAGAUUUUAUGGAUUUGUGUUUAGAUAAAGAUAUAGGUAAAACAACAACAGGUGAUGAUGUAGAUAAAGCAAGAAAAAAUAUAGAUAAUGUUUUUAAACCAAAAAAUGGCAAACCUAAUGGCAAAGUUGAUGAAACAGAACGUGAAAAAUGGUGGGAUGAAAAGGGUCUAGAUAUUUGGCAUGGAAUGGUUUGUGCCCUAUCACAUACUGUAGGUGCUACUGAAAAAGACUCAGUGCAAGCAAAACUUCUUGAAAACUACAAAUAUGACUCUAAUAAAUUAACUUCUAAAAUGGAUCUGAAUGUCCUCUACAGUCAUACAACUCCUCAAUUUUUAAGAUGGUAUACUGAAUGGAGUGAAGAAUUUUGCGAUAAACAAAAAAAAGAGUUCGCACAAUUAUACAGUAAGUGCAAUAAAUGUAAUGUUAAAACUGGUACUAAAACAUGCGACAAUGAGACUGAAUGUAAAGAAUGUAAAAAACAGUGUUCACAAUAUACAAAUUUUAUUAAUAAAUGGAAAUCUGAUUGGGAUAAACAAAACCAACAUUAUAAUAAGGUGAAAAAUGAAGAUCCAUAUAAAGAUGCUCCUCUUGUGGACAGCAAUACCCCUGCACACGAAUAUUUAUAUGAAUCAUUAGAACUUUUUGGAUUGCACGAUAAUUGUAUGAAAACGGCCUCGUCACAACCACAAAAAAGUGGUGCCACCACUGGUGUGGAUAUGCCGCAAGCGUUAGAUCAAUACCCGCCAGAUAAAGACGAGUAUGAGAAGAAGUGUGAGUGCCAGGAGGACACGAAACCUGGUGGUGGUGGUGGAAGUGGUGGUGGUAGUGGACCACAAAAACCACAAAGUCAGAAAGAGGAGUGUAAAAUUGAGGAAUAUAUUAAAGAAAAUGAUCAGACAAAAGCACAAAACAGUGGUUCUGGAGGAGGUUGUAAUGAAAAAGAUUUUAAAAAUAAAAAUUGGGAUUGUAAAGAUAAGAUUGAUGAAAAAUAUCGUGAUGGACCCUGUAUGUCUCCUAGAAGACAAUCAUUAUGUAUUCAUUAUUUAUCACAUAGUGAGGAAAAAAAUAAAAUAAAUAAACCAGAUGAUUUGAAAAAUAAUGUUAUGAAAUCUGCAGCAUUAGAAACAUAUUUUUUAUGGGAACAAUAUAAAGGAACUCAUAGUGCUGAGGCCAAAAAAUUAAAAGAUGGUGAAAUUCCUCCUGAAUUUUUACGAAUGAUGUUCUAUACGAUUGGAGAUUUUAAAGAUUUAAUUACAGGAAAAGAUUUAGGUAUUCUAUCAGGUAAUAACACUAUAGAGCCAAAAGUAAAAGACAUAUUAUCUAAACAAACUAGUGCCCCCAAAGAACCCAAAAAUUGGUGGAAUACUAUUGAAAAAGAAGUUUGGGAAGCUAUGUUAUGUUCUUUAACGCAUCCAACAAUUGGGGGUAAGGACGAAAUCAAAACCAAGUACAAAUAUGACGAAGUCAAAUUCGGUGAUCCUACCACUGGUGUGACGUUAAACCACUUUGCGAGCCGCCCACAAUUUUUACGAUGGAUGACCGAAUGGUACGACGAUUAUUGUCAAAAGAAACACACAAAAUUGGAAGCGGUAAAAAACACAUGUAAACCGAGUAGUAGCGAACUCAAAUGUGAUGACACAUGUGAUGAAAAAUGUGGUGAAUACACAAAAUUUAUGGAGGAGAGAAAAACACAUUGGGAAAAACAACAAGGAUAUUAUACUUCAGAAAAACAAAAAAGUGGACAAAAUAAAGAUUAUACUGAACCAGAUGCUACCAAAUACUUACAAAAAAAUUUUACUGUUACAUGUGGUGACAAUUCAAGUGGUGCCACACCACAAAGUGGAUCCACUGUUGUGGAAGAAAACAUCGACGCGUUGACACAAGUACAGUCACCACCACCAGCGUCACCUAUAUAUGACGUUGAUGUGUAUUGUGGGUGCAAGAAAUUUAUAGGAGACGACCAGGAGUAUACUACUAUUUCGGGUCAAAGUAACUGUAAAGGAUUGAUGAGUGAUGUCAAUGGAACAAAUGGUAAGAAAAUUGAAUGGAAACAUAAAAGUAAUGAGCAUGGAUUUACAAACAUGAAAGAUUUGUCUACUGACGUGUUUUUUCCUUCACGUAGACUAAGUAUAUGUUUUCAAGAUAUUGAUAGCACAUCGAAUAACGUUAAUAAUAAAGAGGAAUUGAGAAAACAAUUGAUGAAAGUGGCAUCAACAGAGGGAUAUAAUUUAGGACAAUAUUAUAAAAAAAAGAAAGAAAAAGAACAAACAGGAACUCCUGAAGAACAAAAAAAAUAUGCCUAUGAUGUUAGUCCCUGUAAUGCUAUGAAAUAUAGUUUUCUUGAUUUGAGAGAUAUUAUUAUAGGAACUGAUAACUUAGAACCACCAGAAAAUGGGACAGAAAAAAAUUUGAAUAAAGUAUUUAGUAGUGCGUCGUCUUCUGGUGGACAAACAAAUAGUGUUGACGGAAACCCUGGUAGUCCGGAACGUCAAAAAUGGUGGAACGAUCACGAGAAAUGUGUCUGGAAAGCUAUGUUAUGUGGUUACAAAAAAGGACGUGACGACAACGCAUCUAGUGGUAAUCCUAAACCUAGUGAAGAAGAACUAAAACAGUGUGACCAAAUACCACAAGAUAGUGACUACCCCCUUGGUAAUGACCGCGCUAGUGGCAAAAACCUCCAAUUUUUACGAUGGUUUGCCGAAUGGGGGGAAGACUUUUGUAAAAAAUACCACGUGGAGUUGGGGAAAUUGGAAAAGGCGUGUCAAAAUUUUACGUGUGGUAGUAGUAACGGUAAUCAACAACAAUGUCAGGAUGCGUGUAAAGUAUAUCAAAAAUUUAUUGAAGAAUGGAAAAAACAAUAUGAUAAACAAAAGAAAAAAUAUGAUGAACUUAAAGGAGAAGACAAAUAUAAGAAUGUUGAUGGAGUAAGUGGUUCAACUCAUGCUUAUCAAUAUUUAGACAAAUCGUUAAAAAAAAGUUGUCCAAAUAGUGGUACAACUAGUGGUAAUUGUAAUUGUAUGGGUGAAAAAUCGUCACAAACCACGUCCUCUAGUGGUGCAAACAUGCCAAAAUCCCUAGAUGACGUUACAAAAACUGACUACAAAAAUCAGUGUAAUUGUAACAACCCUAGACCCCCAAACCCCCCGAAACCGAUGCCAAAUCCAAAUCCAGCACAGGGACCAGGACAAAACCAGGAUUCACAAAACCCAACCAGUGGUAAAAACAUCGACACAAAGGGACAAGACCCGGAUUCACAAACACCAUCACCAUCCUCACCUGGUAGUAGUACUGACCCAAAACAAGGAAAAAACCCUGAUUCAUCUGGUGGUACCCAACCAAGUGGUGGUCAAAACCCUGGUACUACAGCUCCAGAAAAUAUGAAUUGUGUUGAAAAAGCGGCAAAUAAAAUUAGAGAAGAAGUAGCGGUAAAUAAAGUGGAUAGUGUGAAAGAUAAAUUGCAGGGAUCAGAAAACCAUGGUGUAUAUACAACAAAACAAAAGGAUGAUUGGGAUAAUAGUGAAAUAUGCACAAUUACACCUAGUACAGGACAAACCAAUACAUGUAAAAAUAAUGAAAAUCCUUUUGAUGAUAAGAACGUAUGGGAUUGUAACAACGACAAACUUAAAGUGGCCAACCAACAUAUAUGUUUACCCCCCAGAAGGAAACAUAUGUGUCUAACACCAUUAGAAACUAUAGACACAUCAACAACCACAACUUCUGACGCAUUAUUUAAAGAAGUGUUGCGUACUGCUGCUAAUGAAGGAAAACAUUUGAAAGACAAAUGGGAACAAACGAAAAAUACGAAGAUGAAAAAAACACAAAUAUGUGAUGCUAUGAAAUAUAGUUUUGCCGAUUUAGGUGAUAUAAUUAGAGGUAGGGAUAAAUAUACAGAUAAUAAUAGUAAAAUAGAAGAUAAUUUAAAAAAGAUUUUUGAAAACAUUAAAACACAAGUAGGUGGUGGUAAAUAUACUAAUGGUAAAAGUGAAGAUCCCCCCUAUAAAACAUUACGUGAACAUUGGUGGACAGCUAAUCGUGACAAAAUAUGGGAAGCAAUGACUUGUUCUGCUCCGCACGAUGCAAAUAUUUUUAUAAAAAAACAACAAAAUGGUACUAAUACUGAGGUACAGUAUUAUUGUGGGCAUAAAAGUGACCCACCCGUCGACGAUUUUAUACCGCAACCUUUACGUUGGAUAAAUGAAUGGUCUCAAGCAUAUUGUAAUGCGCAAAACUCUAUGUUGGAAACGAUGAAAAAUUGUGAAAAUUGUAAAAACGAGACUAAUGUCGGCUGUAAACAGAAAGUCCAUGGAUCAUGUAAAGAAUGUAAAGAAAAAUGUGAUAAAUACAAAGACUUUGUUGAUAAAUGGAAAACACAAUAUGAUAUUCUCAAGAAAUCAUAUGAAAACAUAUACCAAAAUGGCACAACUACUGGAAAAAAACCUAAUAGUGUUGAUGAAAAUACAAAAAAGUUUGUAGAAAAAUUACAAAAAAAUUGCCAAAACAUCCAAAACACCCAACAAACACAACAAACACAACAAACUCAACCUCCAGAUACUCUUGAUAAAUAUCUUGAUAAAGGAAAUAAUUGCAAAAAAUUCACCUUUGAUGAAAAAACAUCUAAUGGUAAAAAUUAUGCUUUUGAAACACCUCCAAAUUUUUUUAAAGACCAUUGUGGUUGUGCACAAAAAUUUGAAGAAGUGGAUCAGUGUCCUGUUGAGAAAAACCAUUGUGACGAAUAUGGUAAAAAUGGUACAUAUAGGUGCCCAAGCAAAUCAUUUAAUAGAAAUCCGAUAGAAUGGACGAGUAGUUUUGUAAAUAAAAAAGUAAGCAACUAUGAUGCUGUUAUGGUUCCUCCUAGAAGAAGACAUUUAUGUUUUAAAAGUAUUAAACAAUAUGCUGGUAGGGUAAAUGACGAAAAAAAAUUUAAGAAACAUAUUCUUGAUGCUGCAUACAAUGAAGCUAAAAAUUUAUGGGAAAUAUAUAGUAAUGAUCAACAAAAAGCUCUUGAGGCAAUGAAAUAUAGUUUUGCAGAUAUAGGAAAUAUUAUUAAAGGUGAUGAUAUGUUAGAUGAUGAUAUGGGUUCAGGUAAAGUGAAAGAAAUAUUCAAAAGGAUCCAGGAAAAAGAAAAUAAACAAAAUAGACAUUCUAUCCAAAAUAAUAAUGGAAUUGAUGAUGAAAUAAAAAAAAAACGUCAAAAUUGGUGGGAAAAUAAUAAAAAAAAAGUUUGGAAUGUUAUGAUGUGUCAUUAUACUGGAACAGGGAAAACAUCAACUAGUUGUCCAUCACAUGAUAAUAUUGAUGAAGAAGAUCAAUUUCUUCGAUGGUUAACAGAAUGGGCUCAAUAUUUCUGUAAAGAAAAAGUAGAAGAAGUGAAAGAAUUAAUUACGAAAUGUAAAAGCAACAUUAGUACAAACCAAAUUAAAACUAUGGAUCAAAUAAAAGAUACUUCUUGCACAGAAUUAAGAAAUAAAUAUUAUAAUUGGCGUAAUAAUAGACAAGUAGAAUGGGAAAAUCUAUCUGAAAAAUAUAAGAAUGAUAAAAAGAAUAAUGGAAAAUAUAAAGAAUGGCCAUCAACUGCAGAUUCUUAUGUCAAAUUAAGAUGUCCCGACUGCGACUGUACUUUUGAAGAAUUAGAAAAAUUAUAUGGAAAAAACCAGGACGAACAACAAUUUGUUAAAACAUUAAUCAAACAAAAUACUAUAAAUCAAAAUCAAAAGCAGGAUACAUCUAGUACAAAAAACGUUGAACCUCCACCUGUACCUCCACCUGCUCCAGGACCUGCUCCACCUGUUCUGCCAGAUUCAGGAUCAAACCCUGGACCAAAUCCUUCACAUCCUGGUGGUACAACCCCGUCACAACCACCCACACCAUCCGAAACCCCCAUAUUAUCUUCCACUCUUCCCGUUGGAAUAGGAGUUGUAUUAGGUUCUAUUGCUUUGUUAUUUUUUAUGAAGUAA